Molecule: messenger RNA, 1047 nt
Organism: Penicillium soppii
Lineage: Eukaryota; Fungi; Ascomycota; Eurotiomycetes; Eurotiales; Aspergillaceae
Exons: 2
Coding region: 1-1047 (348 amino acids)
Source: RefSeq, a predicted model, not a curated record
AUGAGCCACCAACUGUUUACCGUGAUCCCAAACCGGAUUCUCAACAUCUUAAUCAGCCCCGGGGGACGUGGAAAACUGGGCCGGCCCCUUGAUUUCAACGAAGACCUGGAUCUGGAAGGAGUAGACAUGCCACUACGUCUUAUCGUCCCGUUAGCUCUCUACAUGACUCUUCCCCUUCUGCUUCGCUACAUCCUCGGGCAUGUCGCGUCGACACUGUUGAUUCUUGAGGCUUCCCAGCAAGACAAGGCCAUGACAGAGAAAGAAGAGAGAAUAAUCAAAAAGCGCUCUACUUUCCGAAGUGUCCAAGAUGCCUUUCGACUUAUUUACCAGACACAGGGCAUAUACACCUUCAUCCGGGCAAUGAUGAUUGGCUCAGCAUAUUUAUUUACACACAACUUUGUCGGGUUAAUACUAGAAACGUUCAUAUUCCGAUAUGACUUGAUCAAACCUCUAGCGUUCGGCUGUUCCUCGGCACUUCUUUGUGAAUUCCAUCUGGCCUUUACUUGCGCUACUGUCUCAGCGAAGCGCGUCCCAAUUCUGCUGCGGAGAACGCCUGACCAGAGCCGGUGGAAACAGCUAGCUAUACCUGCUCUGCUGUUCGGUCUUACGGAGGCUCUGAUGAACCAUCUAUACGAUUUCGUGGCAAUGGCGCUCAUAUCUCAGGAGGAGGCCCUCACAAGUAAGCGAGCCGCAGCAGAGGUCUUGGCUGUGGUGAUCAUGCUUGCAUUUCGACUGAUCGCGCUUCUCCCGACAUGUAUCACACUUACUCUCGCAGAGGCGGCGUUUUUGCCUGUUGAUCUAGAAACAGUCGUUCCUUCCCCCACCAAGGAACGUGGCUUGAAGAUUGGAGAGUUGGUUGGAGAGAAGAAACCAUCAACUGGUCUUCGGGCACUCACUGGUUUUCUCGAGCCUGUUCGAACAUCCAGGUAUAUGUGGCUCAUCGAACUCCAUCUCAAAAAGUGUUUUAUUCAAAUAUGUUUGGAGGUCGUUCUCAUCUCUUCUCUUGUGGUAAGUUUUGCCUUAACGGAGUUCGACGAUUCGGAAUGA